Messenger RNA from Gadus morhua (Atlantic cod), 3855 nucleotides. It is a transcript of the gene adrb1, whose product is annotated as adrenoceptor beta 1. Gene Ontology annotation, cellular component: plasma membrane. Gene Ontology annotation, molecular function: beta1-adrenergic receptor activity. The coding region runs from base 157 to 1377 and encodes 406 amino acids. Gene Ontology annotation, biological process: positive regulation of heart contraction; adenylate cyclase-activating adrenergic receptor signaling pathway; norepinephrine-epinephrine-mediated vasodilation involved in regulation of systemic arterial blood pressure. The record is from RefSeq and is a predicted model, not a curated record. The transcript has a single exon. NCBI's taxonomy places the organism in Eukaryota, Metazoa, Chordata, Actinopteri, Gadiformes, Gadidae.
CGCAAGAGUGGCUCCAGAUGGAGCUGGCGCGCGCUGGGAGUAGCAGCAGCACCAUCAGGACCAUCGGAGCUCGCGGACGCACGGCGCCGACGGCGGAGCAACGCUCGCUUGCCUUGAUGUCCUCGCGCUGCCUGCACACACACAGCGCGAACCGUCAUGGGGGAGGGUGGUCUCACGCAACUCGCCAACUUUCCCAAUGACACUGAACCCGUGACGGCAGCGGCCGAUGGUGCCGGUGCCGCGGCCGCCGGCGCGUCGGAGCGCUGGGCGGCGGGGAUGAGUUUGCUCAUGGGCUCCAUCGUCCUGACCAUCGUGUUCGGCAACAUCAUGGUCAUCUUGGCCAUCGCGCGCAACCAGCGGCUGCAGACACUCACCAACGUGUUCAUUGUGUCCCUCGCGAGCGCCGACCUCAUCAUGGGUCUGCUGGUGGUGCCGUUCGGCGCCGCGCUCGAGGUGCGCGGCGCAUGGUUCUACGGCUCCUUCUUCUGCGAGUUCUGGAUCUCGGUGGACGUCCUGUGCGUCACGGCAAGCAUCGAGACGCUGUGCGUAAUCGCCAUAGACCGCUACGUGGCCAUUACGGCGCCCUUUCGCUACCAGAGCCUGCUGACCAAGGCGCGCGCAAAGGCGGUGGUGUGCGCCGUGUGGGGCAUCUCCGCCAUGGUGUCCUUCCUGCCCGUGCUGAUGCACUGGUCCCGGGACCGCGAGGACACCGCGUGCUACGAGGACCCCGAAUGCUGCGACUUCAUCACCAACCCCGCGUACGCCAUCUCGUCGUCCGUCAUCUCUUUCUACAUUCCGCUCACCGUUAUGAUCUUCGUGUACGCGCGCGUGUACCGUGAGGCGAAGAACCAGCUGCGGAAGAUCGACAAGUGCGAGGGCCGUUUCCUGAGCGCGCUGCAGGGCAGCACGGUGUCAGCCGCCGCGUGUAAGUCCAGCAAGAAGCGGCCGUCCAAGAUGCUCGCGUUGCGCGAGCAGAAGGCGCUUAAGACACUGGGCAUCAUCAUGGGCACGUUCACGCUGUGCUGGCUGCCCUUCUUCAUCGUCAACGUGGUGCGCGUGUUCUGCGCGGAGGUGGUCAACAAGAACCUCUUCGUGUUCUUCAACUGGCUGGGCUAUGUCAACUCGGCGUUCAACCCCAUCAUCUACUGCCGGAGUCCGGACUUCCGGAAGGCGUUUAAGCGGCUGCUGUGCUGCCCGAGACAGGUGGACCGGCGACUGCACAUCAGCUCGUGCGACCUGUCGCGCUGCUCCGUGGGAUUAGUGAACACGCUCGUGCCCAAUACGCUGGAGAUGUGGUCGGACUGUCACGCGCUGGACAACAGCGACAGCAGCUGCGAGGGAGGCGGGAAGCUUUCCCGCUCCGAGUCGCAGCUAUAAACCGACAGGACAGGAAAGGACAGGUUGGACCACCGGAGCGCAGACGAGGCGCAGCGUCUGGUCGGAGAUGUAUGGCCACCGGGGCAGCGCGUGGCAGGUUGGACCACCGGAGCGCACACGAGGCGCAGCGUCCGCGCGAACAGGUUGGACCGCCGGAGCGCAGCGCCUGUCGGUCUCAUUUCUGCCUUUCGGUACAGAGUGGCACAUCGCACAUAGGAGCCGAUUCACGCUGAAGACGCUGUCAUUUUAACUUAAACUUCUUUGUCUUUUUGUAUUGUACUACUACCAGAUGUAAAGCAGAGUGCACGUUGGACGCUUCGUUCGUCCCCAGGAAGACGUUGUGUUUAUUGGGUGUAGAAAAAACGUGUUUACCUCAUGGCCAAAAAAACAAGUGCAACUUGAACUAUUUGUUUAUAUUAAACAUUUUUAUGUAAAUAACAUUUCUAUUUAUUUGACUUUCCUACAAUUAAAUAAUUGGAUGAACACACAGACUCCGGGAUAUGACAACAUAUCAUUUAUAUUCGUAUAUAUAUUGUAUUCUGAUUGAUUCAUAUUCAAUAUCAUAUUCAUAUCUGGUAAGCCCCGCCCACAUUUUCCCUCCGUCUGUCUGUCUGUCUCUGUCUCUCUCAGCCUCAAGUUAGCUACUUCUGCAUCGACACUUUGGAUUAUGCCAAACACACAUCAACUCUGAUGGAGAGUUAUCAAGAUGUUGAUCAGAAAGUCUUAAUAACUCCCAAUAUGAACAUGUAAGAACUAUUCCAGCCACUUCUAGAUGUAUAAUUAAAGAGUUUCUUGUGUAUUUUUGGUUUUAUACAGACCAUUUACAUCUGAAAACAAAUGAUUGAUUGAUAUUGCCAUUUUAUUAGUUAAUUGGUGGCCACUGGCCAGUGUACCUGUAGUAACACCGGGCCAGCAGGGGUGAUGCCCCGAGGUUAGCCAUAAACACCACGUACAGAGCUAGCUUACUUCUAAGGACGUAUUGCCAAACCAACCACACAGGAACAAUGUUAUUCGAAGAAUUGGUUAAAUCACUAUUUGGCAAUUAUUUGACUUCAGUAACGAGCUAAGGGGGCUUUCUCAACUGGAAGUGUUGUUCUUACAACUAUAGCCUUCAAACGACAGACCAGUAACACUUCACAUACAUAGGCUUUAACUAACAGUUAACUAACUGUUAACUAAUGGCCUGGUAUUCAUUGACAAAUGGUGUUCAUUUUAAAUAAGGUAAUGGAGUUCAUGUAAACUAAGGUAUUCCUUUCUUCAUUAUUUAAUAGGGUUAGGGCUAAGCCUAACCCCUAUGCUAAUGCUAUAUAAUAAUGCUUAUACCGCAUUAACUAAUGUUAAUUAAUGGUUAAUCAACAUACCGUCAUUGUCAAGUGUUACAACGGACCAUUUUUUUGAUAAGUUUGUAUGAUUGCUCAUUUUGUAUGGACCAAAAAAAGGCAUUAUAUGAUGGACACAAUUGGUCGAAAAUCAGAAUGUCAGACAUCUCUGCUCUGCUUACCAGGACGCUGCCAAUCACUUUGAGUUUCGACAGUUGGGUAAACGUGUCCUGUUGGGAUGAAACUGUUCUGGUUUUCUGUUCCCAUGAUGACUUAGAAAUGGUUGUUUUCGGUAAUAUUGAGGGGUUGAUUUAGGUAAAGUUAAAAAAGUGGUUUAGGUAAAGGGAUUGUCAAGGUUAGGUAAUGAGAUGGCUAAGUUUAGGUAUAAUAUAAGAGAUGGUUAAUCUUAGGUAUUGGAGAUGGUUAAGUUUAGGUAUCGGGUUAUAGAUGGUUAGGUGUUGGUAUCAGGUUAUAGAUGGUUGGGUGUAGGUUUCAGGUAAGAGAUGGUUCAGUUUAGGUUUCAGAUGGUUUAGUACAGGCACUUGUUUUGAGACGGUUGCGAUAAGAUGUGACUUUGGUGCGGUUGAAACCAGGGUAAAGAUCUGGGGGAGUGCAAUGCAUCAUGGGAUUCAUUUCCAUAACAGUCAGAGAGACAUCUUGAUUUUGGCCCACUUUCAUGCCGAUGCCUUCUUCCCCUUCAUCAGAACAAACCCUAUCCAGCCUUAAUCCUACGGAAGAAUGUGUGAGAGCUCUUUCUGCUUGGGACUUUUCAACAUAUGAAUGGUCCCCCUGACACAUCCCUCUUUGUCGUUGUUAUGCACGUCAGCGAGACUGCUGCACCUUUUAUAAACUGUCCCUUGUCUACGAGGACUUUUGAGGAGACACCAACUGUAAACUAUGAAGAACAUGUGAGUGUGCUUUUUGUGCGGCGUUGAGACUUUGGAGAUAUACGCAAACAUCACACUGUCGGCGUGUAAGUGUUGUGGUAUUUGGUUGACGUAACGGUGUGGUUCCUUGUUUGUACCGAAGCGUGAAUUAACUUCAUUGUGUUUAAAACCAAAAUGGUGGCUGUUGCCUUUUUUUUCACUCUGAAUGUUCUCUGCGUUUUUUGUCUUUAAACACCUUUUAUCAGCUGUUAAAUAAAAAUAUGUUUGUUAUA